AUGAAAGAUAUAAAGUCUAAAAAUCCAGAAUUUCUUAGUACAAAUAAAAAUAAUAAGAAACAAAAGGAUAAGAAGACUAUCGAGGAAAAUAAAGAUUUUAAUAAUGAGCUCUCAAAAUAUAAACAAAGUUUCUACAUAAUUAAAAAGACCAUAAAUAUAAUUAAAAAUCAUUAUUAUAAUAAAAUAAACAAUAUUGAUACCUUACGAAUACGGGAAAAAAAAAAGUUAUGCUACUUGAAGAGGAAAAAUGUAAUUUUAGAAGAUAAGUGCACCUUUUAUUGUGAACAUGUGGAGGAAAUAAAAAAAAUCUACACAGAACAAAUAAAUAUGAAAAAUGAAAAGAUUAAAUCUCUUCAGGAUGAUUUGGAUAUAGCGAAUAUAAAAUCUGAGGUUGAAAUUCCUAAAAACACAGAGAAUAUCCUGAAAUUGAGAGAAGAACAAAUAGAAAGACUGUCUGUACAAAUUGAUUCACUUAAUGAAUUAUAUCACAAGCAAGUGGAUAAUAACAAGAAAUUAAUUUCCGAAUUGGAAGAGCUAAAUAAAAGUGUUCUCUAUUUAAAUAAUAAAAUUCAAGAAGAAAGGAAUAGCAGAGAACAGAUGAAAAAAAAACUUAGGUUUUAUAAAAGAUAUAAUCGGAAUAAAAAAAAGUUCAAACUGAACUUUGACGUUUUAAAUAUUAAUAAGGAUGAUAUAAAAGAAAUGAAAGAUGACGAAAAAGAGAAGGAAGAUAUAUGCAUUUCUAUUUUGUGUCUUCUUAAGACUGAACUUGAAAUUAUUGAUGAUGAGAAUAAGAAAAAAAGAGAAGAAGAUGAUGAAGAAAAAGAAAAAUUAAAAGUAAAGAGUAACAAUUUUUUUAAAAAAUUAUUUGGUUCGAAUUAUAAACAUAAAAAAUUAGGUCUUCUAGAAAAUAUAUCAAAGAAACAAUUUUUUUCAUUUUAUGAAAAAGCAUUCACCGAAAAUAAUAAAAUAAAAUUUGACAAAAAACAAUUUUUCUUCUUUCCAUCUAAUAUAAAAAAAAAAAAAAUGAACAAAAAAUAUCACCACAUACAUAAUGAACUAAAAUAUAAUAUUCAUAUGAAAGAAAUACAGAAGAAAGAAAAAAAUAAUAAUGAUAAUAAAAAUAGUAAAUGGAAUUAUCUAACGAUGAAUAAUAUUUAUUUUUAUAAUAAUUUCAAUGAUAAUUUUGAUGAAGAACCUGAUCAUAAAUUUUGUGAUAAUAAUAAAAAUUACGAGGGAAGGAAUAGUAUAGAUGAUUAUGUUUUUUUCAAAAAAUAUAAUAACAUUAAUAGUGAUCAUAUUGUAUUUACUAAUAUGAUUGAAAAUAAUACGAAAAUGAGAGAAGACGGAUCAAAUAAUAUAAACGAGGAAGAAAAAAAAAAAUGA
Molecule: messenger RNA, 1383 nt
Organism: Plasmodium falciparum 3D7
Lineage: Eukaryota; Apicomplexa; Aconoidasida; Haemosporida; Plasmodiidae
Source: RefSeq, a predicted model, not a curated record